Messenger RNA from Siniperca chuatsi (mandarin fish), 1632 nucleotides. RefSeq lists its product as uncharacterized. The record is from RefSeq and is a predicted model, not a curated record. NCBI's taxonomy places the organism in Eukaryota, Metazoa, Chordata, Actinopteri, Centrarchiformes, Sinipercidae. The transcript has 5 exons. The coding region runs from base 1 to 741 and encodes 246 amino acids.
AUGUGGGCCUUAAUCUCACCCAGUGAGGUGGCAGUCUACGGUUUGAAGCCCUCAUUCAUUAGUUUCCCUUUUGUCUGUUUUGCAUGUCAUCCCUUGUUUAGAUUUCCUAUUUUCUUCAAUAUUCUCUCUUUUUCCAUCACUCCCUCCCUCACAGCCUCCUCUCCUGUCGAAACAUCAUCUUCCCUGUCCUCCUCUGGAAGUAGCACUCCCUCUGCCCUCCCUUCCCCUCCUCCCUCCUCCUCCUCCUCCUCCUCCUCCUCCUCCUCCUCCUCCUCCUCCUCCUCCUCCUCCUCCUCCAAGCCCCACAGUGUGGAGGCCCAGGAGGCAGAGGUUAGACUGUUGCCUCCCCUGCUGAAGGACCAGGCCUGGGGGGUUCAUGCCCAGGAGGCCUUCCUGCUCUUCUGCCUGGCCUUGGGUCCCAGUGAUGUCCACAUUCACUGGCUAAUAAAUGGGCACAGUCUGGAUACCCCUAUAAUGGAGUACCGCCGGCCGCUGGGUCAGAGGGAGGUACUAGUGAGCAGCUGGCUCAGAGAGGGGCCGCUGAUCAAGGAUGCCCGUUACCACUGUGUCGCUGAGGCUAGCACGGGAAGUGACAUGUCUGAGCUCGACCUCCGCCUCACUAUUGGAGAUGAGGAGAGCAUUCCAUCCAGGGAUUUGAACCAAUGGAGAGGUGCACUCACAGAGCAUGAGCAACUGCUAAAAAGAUGGGAAAAGGCCUGGGAAAGCUGUGAUGGCCACUGAGCUCUGUAAAGAUGUUAUGAGCUUCACUUGUGUUGGCUGAAUCUGGUUGUGAACAUGGUCCUCAGCCCAGGUGGACCACACCUUUGGCACUGAAACUCAUAAACAGAUGGAAUAAGAAUCACUUCUUACAUAGGAGUUUGAUGGACUGUGCUGUGAAUUCACAACACCUGCCUUCUGCAGGGGCUCACCUGGUUGUGAUGAUGGUGUUGGGACUCCUUAAAAACUGACGAGGAGACGAAGCUCAUCUGUAGCCUCAGUCUGAGGAUGUGUGGGCUGUCUUUCUACCAAAUCUACAUUUGUUUCUAUUUUUACUGAUGAAAAUUAACAUCCUGAAAGCAGUGCUUGUAUGGAACAAUAAAACUGAUGGUACAGUAUAUGAGAAGCACUGCUCUGUAUUUGUAAGCGAUGCAGCAUCUGUGACAGUUCAGACCUGUUUAUAGUUGGGUUUAUUUUACAAAUGUCUCAGAUGUUUGCACCUGCACUGCCUUCCAAAGCCUCAGUACAGUCCUUCAAAGCUACCUUGCAGUUUGACAUUUUCACUUGAGAUUAUACAGUGUCUUUAAUCUUUAAUUUUUUCUUUCCAGAGAGUCAAAGCCCACACUGAUUGCAGGAAUAGAGUAGGUUACUGUGGGAAGUAGGAUUCCUUUCAACCACAGUAUACUCUUAAGUUUGACAUUAAGAAAGAUUAUAUCACCAAAAGUGAAAUUCAGAUUAAAAAAAAACCAACAGCCAAAAUGCCAAGGAUGGCACAGGCUGAAUGGUAGAGUAAUAGAGUCUGUACCUUACUGCUUUGUGGCUGCAGUUAAUUUUUGUUCCCACUGAAACUGUGACUACCUAUUCGCCCCUGAAGCAGAAAUAAAUGGAGUUUGUUUUAUCUGUUGCUUACAUUGA